AUGCCUAGCUCGUUCAGUUCUUUUUCAGAAGCAAAGCCAGUGUACCAGCCCUCAGUUACCUUCCUCUCUCCUUCGCAGAUUAGUCUGGGAAGCGCCCAAAACGUUGUCGUUGAGUUCUUAGGCGACGUCAACGGCGAGCUCACGAUUACGUACGGCUCAUGCGACGGUGCUGCUAUCAUCUCGGAUGCGAAGCAGCGCAUCGGCGCAACGCAUGUUGGCAAUCACCCCCUGGCUGCUCGUCACGUCGAUCAUAAAGACAGGCGCCCGAGCAAGUUCGUCUGGUUGACUCCCAGCUCGAGCUCUGGGGGAUGUCUUCGUGCAUUUCUCGAUGAUGAACUCGUGGGACAAUCUCAAGAUCUUCGCGUCACCAAGCGCAUGACUCGGCGUAGCGAGAAGAAGUCGUUUUCAGAGGUCGCUGGAGAUGACAGCAUGUGGUUCGACGGGGUUGCUUACUUACAGCAAAAGCAACCUGAUGAAGCCUUUGUCGCAGCAACCAAGAGCAAGUCGUUUGGUAUCCUAGGCGGUGGUAUGUCUGGCCUCAUGUCUUCUUUGAUGCUAGACUCUGUUGGUAUCCACAACUGGAAGAUCUUGGAGUCUUCUCAACGGGUCGGCGGUCGCUUCAGGACUGUCUACCUGAAUAAUACCUCUCCCGAGGAGGGUCAGUAUCACGAGCUUGGGCCUAUGCGUUUCCCAGUCGAGAUCACGGACUCUGAGACCAACGAGACCUUCCCAUUCAAUGAUCAGCGGAUAGUUUUCCAACUAGCCGAUGUCCUCAACGAGCUCAACGUCGGAAACGAGGCAGUGCAAGUCAAGUUCUGGGACUGGAUUCAGAGUUCUCCUAACACCCCUGUCGAUACUCCCUUUCGCCGUCCUGACGGGACCUUUCCCGGCAAGACUGAGGUGGCGACUGACCCGGCGUACUAUAACCCUACUGUAUACCACAAUGCCACCGCUGCUGCGGAGGCCAUCGACGCUCUGGACAAGUUCAAGGGGCUUGACGCGGAACGUAUCCGCAUGUACGCCACGAACAUAUUCGCCGCUUACAAGCAAGCCAAGGAAGAUGGCAUGUUCGAUUACUCCGAGGUGUCAUACCUCCGAGACGUUAUAAAGACCGACCUAAACACCACUGAUGAAGUUACGCCGUCCCACAUCUACUGGCCGAUGUGGGAGUAUGAAACUGUCUACUUCCUUGCUAGCAGGUGGGUUACGGUCCAGGGCGGUCUCAGCAGGCUACCCGCUGCCUUUGAGCCCUUGAUCAAGGACAGAAUCCAAUACGGUGCCAAGGUUAACGGCAUGCACUACAACGACUGCAAUAAGACUCUUUCUGUCUCCUGGAAACCCACCGGUGCCGAGCCUUUUGAGACUCCUAACAACAUCGAAAACUUUGACUACGUACUCAACAGUGUCCCGCUCAACUUACUAAAGUUUUGGGAUAUGCCGCCCUACUCGAGCUUGUUGAAGCGUGCCAUCGAUCGGACUCUAUUCGCUAAUGCUGUCAAGGUGGCUGUUCAGUUUAAGACACGGUUCUGGGAGCACCUCGAGCGGCCUAUUCUUGGCGGCUGCACUCGUAUUACGAAGCCCCAACUCGGCCAGGUUUGCUACCCCUCGUGGAAUCUGAACGCCACUGGUCCCGGUACUCUAUUAGCUUCUUACCUCUCUGACUAUGAGGCUACUGUCGCGUGUGCAAUGUCAGAGGGGGAGCACUUGGCCUACAUUAAGCGGGCUCUCACUCAAGUUCACGGCGAUGUAGUUGAGGAGAACUGGACGGGAAACUAUGCCCGCCACUGCUGGGAGCAGGAUGAGCACCAAGCCGGUGCUUUUACCAUGCAAAUAUUUUCUCAGCAGGAUCUUUAUCUUCCGGCCUUCUACCAAACCCAGUUUAAUACGAUAUUUAUUGGUGAAGCGGCUACCUUCACCCAUACCUGGACUUUCAGUGCUCUCGAGAGUGCUCUUCGAGGAACUGUUCAGUUGCUUCUGGACUUGGGCCUUGUUGACGAGGCUAAGCAAAUUACCAAUACCUGGAUGGCACGCUUUAUUAGUAUAUGA
Molecule: messenger RNA, 2046 nt
Organism: Ilyonectria robusta
Lineage: Eukaryota; Fungi; Ascomycota; Sordariomycetes; Hypocreales; Nectriaceae
Exons: 3
Coding region: 1-2046 (681 amino acids)
Biological process (GO): amino acid catabolic process
Molecular function (GO): polyamine oxidase activity; L-amino-acid oxidase activity
Source: RefSeq, a predicted model, not a curated record